AUGACGUCGGUCGGCGUUCCCAUCAAGGUUUUGCACGAUGCCGAAGGGCACGUGAUUACGUUGGAGACAAUAAACGGGGAGAUAUUCCGAGGGAAGCUGAUCGAAGCUGAGGACAAUAUGAACGUUCAUAUGCAAGAUAUUAUAAUGACCGCCAGGGACGGCAAGACAUCCAGCCUCCAGCACGUUUACAUUCGGGGGAGCAAAAUCAGGUUUGUGCAUCAGCUGCCGAUUGAUACGAGACCAUAGGUUUUUAAUUUUGCCAGAUAUGCUUAAAAACUCACCAAUGCUCAAACGCCCUCUUGGUGCACGUGGUCUUGGCACUGGACGCGGCAAGAACGUUAUCGUCAGGGCCGGAGGUAAGCCACUCUUUAGUUGUUAACUCGUUGGUACUUUUUAGUUAGAGGAAGAGCUCGACCAUUGCGUGGUGCGCGGGGUGCGCCGCCAGCUCCAGCCUUCCGACGUUGA
Molecule: messenger RNA, 465 nt
Organism: Spirometra erinaceieuropaei
Lineage: Eukaryota; Metazoa; Platyhelminthes; Cestoda; Diphyllobothriidea; Diphyllobothriidae
Source: the annotation of a GenBank genome assembly